Boleophthalmus pectinirostris (great blue-spotted mudskipper) is the source of this 3101-nucleotide messenger RNA. It is a transcript of the gene nrip2, whose product is annotated as nuclear receptor interacting protein 2. Lineage: Eukaryota; Metazoa; Chordata; Actinopteri; Gobiiformes; Gobiidae. The coding region runs from base 514 to 1326 and encodes 270 amino acids. The transcript is spliced from 6 exons. The record is from RefSeq and is a predicted model, not a curated record.
UGAGAUCAAUGCAGUUUGUUGUUAUUUGCACAUAUAUGGCAGGUCUAAAAUGGGUCGUCACACCUGUUAUUUUUCUUACAAUACGUCAACGUACUUUAUGGCAAAUUUGGCACAGUACAUAUUUUGUACCUAGCUCAUGGUGUGUGCGUGAGAUAGAGAGAGGGAACGAGAAAAGGACAGACAGCACUGCACCGAGGGGAGGGGAAACACGCUCCAUUAGUACAGCAACCCCACAGCCUCACCAGCCACUGUCACAAUACAUUCUUGAGAUUAUGUGGAAGAUGCUUGUCUUCAUAAGAGGAACAACAGCAGAGGACAACACCUCUCCAACGUCUUAAAGGACAUUUUUGCACAAAGAAAAAGCCUGCAGCUACAUUCAAGAGGAGGUAAAGCGAGGGAUUUGUGCUAAGAGGAUCUACCAUCAGUGUUUAGUUGCACUUGACUUGAGCGUCUGCCACUACUGAAGAGGUUGUAUACUCUUUGCUUGGCAGUGGAAAACCUGCUGCUAAAAUCAUGAGUGAGUCAAAGAAAGGCGAGCUGGCCAUUCGUGAUAAAGCUAUUCUGCACCAGCAAAGGAGACUCAAACAAGCUACCCAGUUCACACACAAGGAUUCAGCUGACCUCCUGCCACUGGAUGGGCUCAAGCGACUGGGGACGUCUAAGGACUUGCAACCUCAUAGCAUCGUCCAGCGGCGCUUACUGGAGGGGAACAUCACAAGGCUCAAGGGGGAGGCUCGGGAUCCCAAUACCAGGGUCCGUUCCCCUCUAGCUGACACCAAUGACAAACCCACCACGGACGCAGAGGAGCGCAGUGAGAGCACCGCUGACGACUCGACCGAAGAGCGGGAGUCUUUGGAGGAGAGCGAGAAGAGUCUGCGCUCAGAUGAAGAAGACGACUGCAGUGAAGCUGGGGCCAGACAAACAGUGGAGAAACAUGCACUAUCUAACCUACAGGUUCAAUGUAAGUGCUGUGAGGCUGACGUCAGAGUGUCUAUCAACACUGGCAGCCAACACAACCACAUCUCCAGCUCUUGCUGCCAGAGACUCGGACUGGUGCCCACUAAAGAUGGCUCCCCGUGUGGUGUGAGCAGUUCAGUCACAGGUCUGAGGCUACAGAUGGGCUCCAAGAUGCUCCAGUGUUCAGCCUAUGUAGAAGACGAUGAGACGUUUGAGCUGUGCCUUGGUCUUCAGACUCUUAUGGAACUUAAAUGCUGCUUGGACCUGAACAGUCUGGUGUUGAAGUUGGGGGGCUGCAGUGAUGAGCUGCCCUUCCUGGACCCCUCCACUGACGCUCAGUGCCAACACGACUCCAAUAAAAACCUGUGAGCCUCUCCGGACACUGCUGACCGCUGUUUCCUCACCACUCAGUCAUGUGAUGGAGGACAUCUUAUUGCCAAAAUGUUGUGAUAGCCUUUCUGUUGAGUUUACAUUACUGUGUUGGUACAACUCACUACAGUUUUUGUUUUAAAAAACAACAAUAAAAUAUCAACAGAAAAUCAAACAAAAGGCUAUGGGCAAUACUUUUGAGUCUAAAACUGGUCUUUAUUAUUGGAAUAAUCUUCAUUACUGUAACCAAUGAAAGUAACUAACUCUCACUCUGAGCAUUUCAGAAUUUAAAGAUGCACUAUGUAAUUUUUCAGGUAGUGGGCUUACCACCUGCUUAUUUCCUGACAUUAUUGCUUUGCCUGUAAUGUAUGUUUUACAGCUCUUCAUAGAGACAAGGAGAUGGUGGGCCCUCCACCAGAAACAUGAAGUAGUGCACCUCUAAAGAAACUAGUAAUUAAUAAAUGUAAAGCUGAUUAAUUUGGAAAGCUUCUUUUACUUCUAAGUUUUAUUGUAUGAAAUAAGCAUUUUUCCUCGAUUAAAAUGUUCCUGUUGGUCCUCAGGGUACCGUUUACAGCGUUCCAAUGAAGCUUUAUGAAAACUUGUAAGUGCGUAUAAGGCUACCUCGAGUAACAAUUCAAAUCAGAUGAUGCAUUUGUUGCUUUAUCAAGGCCUUUCUCUGGUCCUCAAAGAUCCCAGUUCCUCGUGAGCACACUGUCGCUUUGGACAACUGACUAAAUUCGUAGUCUAAAUGUGUUUUAUCCAAACCUUUUAUUUUUUAAGCAAAUGCAACAUUCCACCUGCAUGACUUUGUGGAGUUCUGCCAUUGUACAGAUCUGCAUGCUUGUGUACCAGUGUGAAUGUUAACAGACUGUAAGAAGUGCUGUUUUUGAAGUUUUUGUUCUGUAAGAGGAAGUUGCUGACGUUAAUUUGAAAGAGCUUUCCAUGUACAUUUUUUGAAACCCAAGACAAUUGCAAUAGGCCUACGUUAAUUUAUACUUUACUUGACUGAUCAUUACGUCUAAGUUAAUCAUUGUUCUAUUAAAUUUUAUGUGUUAUAUAAUAAUUCAAACUCUCCAUCAAUCAAGAAGAUGAUCUGUAACUACCCUUUGUCUAUAGAGGAAAAUACCUUUUGUUUUGCCUUAUUACAGUUUGUGUUCAACACUGGCAAACUGCCAAACAUUAAUCUACUGCCUUGUUUCACAGUUGUAAUUCUCAGCUGGUCUUACCCUGUGCAUCACAUUUUGAACUAACAAUUUUACUUUCUUUCCAACAUGAGUCAUUCAUGGAUGGUGUAGGGUGCAAAGUUGCAACAAGCAACACCACAAUGUUCACUGUAAAGAGUUGAAUAGGUAUAAUCUGGACCCUUAAAUUUGAUAAAUACACCAUUUUUGUGGUGUGUAUGUUUCACAAAUGGUUUCACAGUGUAUUGUAUUUUUGGGUUCUGAUGUAGCUGACCAGCUGAGAACUUUAUUUUUAAUUGAACAAAGACUCCUCUCUGUGCCAAAUCUUAUUGGCUAUGAUGGAGGUUUCUAAUGAAUAAUAUGCACUUUGUUUUUCAUUGUUAUAUGACCUUUACCACAUUGUUCAUUAUAAGUGAUACACAGACACUGCAGUACUAUUUUUCCUGCCUCACUACUGCACUGAGGUUAUCCCAAAUCAUGCUCUUUACAUCUGUGUGUGCUACAGAAAUCAUAUGAUAUUACAAGGGUCAUCCUUAUAGAUUUGCAUAACCUUUGUUUCAUUGUUAAUGUGGCGACCUUAUACGUGAGAAAGGA